This is a messenger RNA of Drosophila santomea, 6571 nucleotides long. RefSeq names its product G protein alpha q subunit. Gene Ontology annotation, cellular component: heterotrimeric G-protein complex. NCBI's taxonomy places the organism in Eukaryota, Metazoa, Arthropoda, Insecta, Diptera, Drosophilidae. The transcript has 10 exons. The record is from RefSeq and is a predicted model, not a curated record. The coding region runs from base 1354 to 2415 and encodes 353 amino acids. Gene Ontology annotation, biological process: adenylate cyclase-modulating G protein-coupled receptor signaling pathway. Gene Ontology annotation, molecular function: GTPase activity; G-protein beta/gamma-subunit complex binding; G protein-coupled receptor binding.
GGCCCGAUAGGUUCGGACAAAUAACGCCUCCUGCUAUCGAAAGUCGGGUCGUGCGUCAACGUUAGCGAAAAAUGCAAAAUUAAAUAUGUUGUGAGUAGCGAGCGAUGCCAAAUCGAAUAUGUUUUCCACUGCAUACAGAAAAAUAAACAAAUACAAGAAGCAUAAAAUAUGCAGAAAAUUAAAUACAAAAGGAGCCACUAAGUGUUUCGUGUGAAAUCAAUUUGAGGACCGCUCUUCGCCGCCGUCGUCGUCGUCGUCGUACAUACUUUUCCGUUUCAAUUACACUACAAUGAAUAUUUGUUGAAACUUCGUUGCAUUUACAGACUGGUGUUUGAAAACAACAACAAGCAGAAACGUUAAAAACCAACAAAAACAGCCCUCAUACACACCGAAAUCUAGAAGCAAAAAGGGGAAAUUGUAUAUAUAUUUAUAUAUCAUAUAGUAUAUAUACAUAUGUAUAUAUAUGGAUAUAUAUCUACAUAUAUAAAUAGUAUCACAUUUACAUUAAAAGGAAGCCGAACAGACGUUAUCGUAACUUUUAUAUUACAAAGCACCAGUAAAAAUAUAUAACCAACUACACACGUUCCUUAAAAACAAAUGUUUUCCAAACCGCAAACCAACUAAAAACUAAAUGCUUUUGAAAUUAGUUUAAGCUAACCAAAAAAAAAAAAACGUAAGACCAACCAACGCACCGCAACGCAAAGCAAAUCGCGUGAUUAAACGAUUAAACUUUAAACUAAAACUAAAAAUAUCUAAAACAGACCGAACAUCGGCAGGGAACCAAAACAAAAACAAAACCCUAUCAAUCCGGAAGAACUUCAAUCGGCGUAUUAAAGCCCGACAUUCAAUAUUUUUUCUAUAACAUAGUGGUAGCUAAAACAAAUCGAGACGAUAACCGGAACAUCUUUUUGGAGAAUCUCGUCUGAAUACCUUUAGUCCCGUGUCUCCGUAAUGUUGUUAAAUGUUCUUGGAUCGUUCGAUGUGGUCUUUGUUCAUUAGUAGCCAUCACUCUCAGCCUCCGAGUCACCGAAAUCUGGUCAAGAACUUAGCGUAGACCCGUAAUUAGCAAUAGCAAUAGCCAAAGAGAGCGUGGAUCGUAAGCGCGCUGGAGGAGGUCUGCAGAGCGAGCAAAGCCGAAGUACAAAUGCACCAAUCGAAACUGAAACAGAAUCAGUAACUUGGAACGGGUGAAGUCAGCGCCCGCCACACAACCAAUUAGCUAGGUGUCAGAGGGUCCAGAGAAGGGAGUCCAGGAGACCAUCCCACCAUCCAAACAGCAUACAUUUUAUAUACGGAACGGCCUGUCGAGCGUAGUGGCAGCAGCACGCGAAAGCGUCUAUAAAUCUAGUUAGCAUGGAGUGCUGUUUAUCGGAGGAGGCCAAGGAACAAAAGCGCAUCAAUCAGGAAAUCGAGAAGCAGUUGCGCCGAGACAAGAGAGAUGCGCGCCGCGAGCUUAAACUGCUACUACUGGGCACUGGCGAGUCCGGGAAGUCCACAUUCAUCAAACAGAUGCGCAUUAUCCACGGCAGCGGUUACUCGGACGAGGACAAGCGUGGGUACAUCAAGCUGGUAUUUCAGAACAUAUUCAUGGCCAUGCAGUCAAUGAUCAAGGCCAUGGAUAUGCUGAAGAUUUCCUAUGGUCAGGGAGAGCAUAGUGAACUGGCCGAUCUGGUGAUGAGCAUCGAUUACGAGACCGUUACCACGUUCGAGGAUCCAUACUUGAAUGCCAUCAAAACGCUUUGGGACGAUGCUGGCAUCCAGGAGUGCUAUGAUCGUCGUAGGGAAUAUCAGCUGACUGAUUCAGCCAAAUACUACUUGAGCGAUCUGGCUCGAAUUGAACAGGCUGAUUACUUGCCAACCGAGCAGGAUAUUCUGCGUGCUCGAGUGCCGACAACUGGCAUUCUUGAGUAUCCAUUCGAUUUGGAUGGCAUUGUGUUUAGAAUGGUGGACGUCGGAGGUCAGCGAUCCGAGAGAAGAAAGUGGAUUCAUUGCUUUGAAAAUGUGACAUCAAUUAUAUUUUUGGUAGCGCUAUCGGAGUACGAUCAAAUCUUGUUUGAAUCUGAUAAUGAGAAUCGAAUGGAGGAAUCUAAAGCUUUAUUUCGUACUAUAAUUACGUACCCUUGGUUUCAAAAUUCGUCAGUUAUUCUUUUCCUGAAUAAGAAGGACUUGUUGGAAGAGAAAAUAAUGUAUUCGCAUUUGGUAGACUAUUUUCCCGAAUACGAUGGUCCUCAGCGAGAUGCAAUAACGGCCCGAGAGUUUAUACUGCGAAUGUUUGUAGAUUUAAAUCCAGAUUCCGAAAAAAUUAUCUAUUCUCAUUUCACGUGUGCUACAGAUACGGAAAAUAUAAGGUUUGUGUUUGCAGCUGUUAAGGACACAAUUCUGCAAUCGAACCUUAAGGAAUAUAAUUUGGUCUAAGCUGGAUUUGGAUCGAAAAACUAUUUUUGUGAUUUUUAUACAAACACACAUACACAUUCAUAUAAUUCCUUUUUCGCAUAUUUACUAAAUAUAAAAGAAGAAUUGAGAAGCGAGCGAAUGUGGCCGAAAAUUAGGCAUAAAUUAGACCCGAAAAAGUUUCUUACGUUUGUUACAUCAGGAACCGAAAAUUGUAGCAUAAAUAGAAUACUAAACUGAGAUGGUAAACCCGCAUCAACAGAUUGCUGGAAAAGAUGUAUACAUUUUAAUUUGAGAGAAAAAUAACACAAAAUCUGAUACAGUGUGACAACAAAUAAUCGGGGCAGAGUUUCUCGCUUUACCUUACGAAUAUGGCGAUUCGUACAACAAUAAUUAAUAUUUGAAUAUUUGUAUUCUUUUCAACUGCAAAGUUUUCAGAAAACGUUGUGUGAUUUUAUAAGCGUUUCGAAAAGGAAACCCCUUGGGAGUCAAAAAGACAGUAGCCAGAAAUGAUUGGGAUCCAAUCGAUAGAGUUUUUGGUUAGUUUUAAACAAAUGGCCAGCUAUUUCGGACUUAGGUCCGGAAGACUGACGGGAGUUUUUCCUGCCUACACAAGAAACACGAUUUCCUUGAAAAGUUUUUAUACAAAAAUAUCGGCCGAAUUAGUUGUUGUCACGCUGUACUAUUUAAAUAAAUUUAUUACUAUAGUAACUUUUGUAAUAAAAUCCGAAACACAAAUAUGAAACGUAAAUUUAAUCAAAAGCUUGAUAAGGAACAACAAACUGAAACAACUUUGUCGUACUGAAGCAUAACAUAAUAAAGCAACAUUUUACUAAAUAACUACAGAAAAAACAAAACAUACUUUUGCGUAAAAAUCCCCCGAAAUAUAUAUAUUCAAAGAAUUAUAUAUGCAAGAAGUUUCUUAUUAGAAUUUCAGGGCAUAUAGGCGUGUAAAAAUAAUAAACCGAAAAUGAUAAGCUGAUAAAAUGAAUGAAAACGAAAUCACAGAUAAUAGCGUAUUUUUUAUUAAGCUAAACCGUAAACCGUAACUAUUGAUACUAUUGUUUACCGGAAUAAUUAACUACACAUGAAGGCAGAUAUAAUAAUUCAUAAACGCAUAUGUAACAAUUUAAAAAUAGAUUAAUUUGCAUUGCGGGAGCUCCAUUCAUUGUAAAUUACGAUUCGUAUUAAUACCAUGAGAAUAAAAAAAAGAAAUGAAAAGCAUGCAAACCAAUACAAACGAUAUAGGAGAUAAAUUUGUAUGAGAAACGCCAGAAACAUUUACAUGGAGCAUUCAUUAAAUACGUGUUUGUAAAAAUGUCGAUAACCACCCAUGCAACAUGCAACAUGCAACAUGCAAAAGGAAAAUCCAUACAACUUAUUGAUAUUUAAUCAGACAUCAGGUUAAAUCCAAUCAAAUGCGAUAUACCACUGGUCGAGAAACACAACUAUCAGAAGGGAAAGUUUUGCUCUCACAUACUAUACUUUUGUUGCCAUCAAAAUUUCAGUCGAAACAUUGUUAUCAAAAAUAGCUUGAUUUUCGUACUUUUUACAUUAACUUUGUUAGUUGUUUGCUUAUUUUAUAGAUCUUAAUGUAUGCAACAAGGGACUCGCUUUGCGGCUAUCCAAAACGGCAAAGUCAGCCAAGUGGGUCCAGUGUUUUGUUUUUGUUUUUAUAAUUUUAGUUUAAUUUAAUAAUACAAGGAUAACUAAAUGAGACGCACAUAAAUAGAAAACCCCAUCAACAAAUUAUUUAUGUAAAAAUCCAAAUAAAAACAAUUCUACUCUACGCAUAUGUGGAAACAAAAAAUAAAUAAAAUGGAAAACAAUUCAAAAACGUACAUGUAUGUAAAAUAAAUAUGAUGCAAAAUGUUUUUCAUAAUUUAUUAUUACACUUAUUUUGUUCAACCGAGAUUCCCUCAACUCAUCACUUGGAGUUUAGUUCACUCGGGGCCACAGAGGAAUAGAUACUUUGCCAUGGCAGUGGAGAUUUGAGAAUCCUAUGUCCUACAACCGUGACUCACGACCUAUGACCUAUGACCGCGAAUAACCAAAAACCAAGACGCAUCUUAGUUUAAGUACGAUUCAACAGUGUGUUGUAUAAAGCUUUAAUCCUCGUAACCACAUCUAGUGAAAGUGAAAGUAAAAGUAAAGUAAUUAAACCAUUUUUAUGAUUAACCAAUGGAUUAGCUUUUAAAAAGCUUCAAUAAGUCAAUGUGUAUUUUAAAAGAUGUAGCAGAGAACACAGAGCCAUGAUGCCAAUGAGUUUUGAGCAUGCAUGACCGAUUGGGAUUGGGAUUGGAAUGGAUAUGGAAUCGGUUUAGGUUCUUGAUGCGAAUACAAACUCACAGCUGGCAUCCAAUUUGGUAGCUCCGAACGAUUUUGGCCUGGCCCGUUUUUUAUAUCCACGGCAUUAUGCAUUAUAGACAUUCACACACUGACAUAUAUAUAGUUUUCCGUCCAAUGAAUUGCAUCAGCAUCAGCGAGCAGACAAAGUCUCCCAUUUACUUUGAUCCUUUCUUUCCGGUUUGGUUCUUCCCAAAAUACAAGAGUUUUUCGGCGGUUUCAAUGAUCAAAUGUUCCGAUUUUGCAGCCACACAUACGCACACACUUUAAAUUGGUCGAUUUCGGUAUGAUUUCCCUAGCAUUUUGUGCCUUUCCACUAUAAUAAAUCCCAUAAAUUAUAUAGGACAGACUCCAGACUCCAAACUCCAGGGGGAAACUCGAAACUCGAUUCUUUUCACCACUACUGGAGCCGAGCCGAACUGGAGCCUGUUGCAUGCCCCAAAAUAUUCAGAUUAUCAGCAUGUGUGUAUUGCCAGAUUGUUGUGCUUUGGGUUGAUAGAUUGGUUCCUUAUUUUUAUGAUACGCACCGAUAGUCAGACAGUUGUAUGUAAAUAUUUGGCAAAUUACUCGCAGGGGCAUUCGAAAGCCUCCUGAGAUAUACCACAUAAUCGAGCAUGUGUAUGUAAGUGUACAUUAAACUCAAAGUGAACUACAUAUAAUAAAUAAUAAAAUGAGAAUUUGAUAUAAACCAUUAAUGUAUGUAUUUUGUAUUUUUAUAUACAAUUUAUAAUUUUGAUUACACUUACAAUUGUUACGAUUAAUAACUUAAAUUACAUGAUAAAACCAAAGUAACGCAGAAGAAUCUACUAGAUAUGUAUUUCCAAUAUAGAGAAGCCGAGUGCAUAAUACACAAAUCCGACGAUUGCUAAAGGAAUUUCAGAUUGUAUUGUAAGGAAUUAAGAUUAAACAAAGUAACAAAAUAACAAAGUAAACAAAAGUAAAAAGAAAUUUUCUAAGCAACAAACUCAAACAGAACUGCAAGCAAAAGGGACAACAAUUUAAAUGGGAAAUUUAUGUAAUUGUGUAAAUCUAGAGCGGAAUGAAAGCAAAAGGAUGCAAUUUGAUCCUUUGGGCCUGAUACUCGAUAAGUAUGGCCACGAUUUUCAGACAAUUGAAAACCAACCAUUUAGGCAUGGCAUUCGGUGGCUAGUUUUUACUUUAACUAUGUAUGUAAAUGAAAGAAUGACCACAUUCCACAUAAGAAAGCUUAAAAAGCAAAAAAAAAAAUGCAAAAAAAAAACAUUGAAAAGAAUCCCAAAUGAAAAUCGCCCUUGACGUUAAAAAGAAAACUACAUUAUCGAUAAUAAGAAUGGCUAGCCGAUGUUUUCGGUUUGGAACAAAACCCCAUAAACUCAGCAUCGGGCUAAGCAGUAAGAAAUAUUAGUUGUGAGUUCGGGCGACUUUAGGGAGAAAUAGUAACAUUCGACUCUAGUUUCUCCAUCGCACACCUAAGCAUACGAGUAUAUACUCGUACAUACGUGUAAAUCAGAAGCUAAUGAAACAUCCACUGGAACCGCAUGCUUAGCCUAGGAUUAAGGCAACCAACCAACCAACCACACAGAAUCCCCGAUUUGGAGACAGACACAGUCCAACAUGUCCAUGGGCCGACUAUUGAUAACUGUAGCAUUUGAAUUGAUUGAAUUGAUAUUGGACGGACGGGGUUUUCCUGGGUGUCUAUACAUUUGUCAUACAAAUCAUAUUGACGGAGCAGACGGCGAUUGUAUGCGUGGCAAUUGUAACUAAACAAAUUUUUUAGAUAAUUAAAAGUAUCUAUGUACACCUUAAUAUUAAUGAAAAAACCAAUAUAAUAUAAAUAAAAGUAUAUUGAAAAGAC